AUGUUAAUUAAACUGCGAAAGAAACCACUCCCUUUGCUUAGUUUAAGUUACAUCAGGAAGUAUCAGGUGAUACUAUUUUUUAUUUCAAAGGAAGUCUGCCUACCAUCUACUGAUUUGUCAGCACUUUAUGAUUUUUUGAAACAUUACAUAUAUUGUUUAAUAUCUUGUGAGAUUAAGGAUACAUUAACUAACAUGAGUAUGUUUACAAAGAUGUUCAAAGGAGGACCUAGUUCCUCUAAACACAAAGGUGGUCCAACUCCUCAAGAAGCGAUUCAUAGACUUCGGGAGACAGAGGAUAUGUUAACUAAAAAGCAGGAGUAUUUAGAGGCUAAAAUCGCACAGGAACUGGCUGUCGCUAGAAAGAAUGGGACGAAAAACAAACGAGCUGCAUUGCAGGCCCUGAAGAGGAAGAAGAGGUUGGAGAAACAGUUGGCUCAGAUCGAUGGCACACUUUCAACUAUCGAGUUCCAGAGGGAAGCACUGGAGAAUGCCAACACCAACACAGAAGUACUGAAAAAUAUGGGCUAUGCAGCAAGAGCCGCAAAAUCAGUUCACAAGAAUAUGGAUUUGAACCAAAUUGACGAACUGAUGCAGGAAAUUACAGAGCAACAGGAGAUAGCCCAGGAGAUAUCAGAUGCCAUAUCACGACCUGCUGGUUUUGGAGAAGAAUAUGAUGAGGAUGAACUUCUAGCAGAGUUGGAGGAACUUGAGCAGGAGGAUCUGGACGAGAAGAUGUUGAAUGUUGGAAGACUACCAAGUGUACCAUCAGCAUUGCCAUCCAGACCAAGUGGAGUUAAGAAGCGUGCGGAAGUCGAUGAUGAAAUGAAACAGUUACAAGCCUGGGCUUCCUAAGUAAAGAAGGAAUUGUUAUGCUCUUCUCAUCUGAGUGCUCAUAAUGAAGAAGCACUCAAACUGUUGCCAUUUUUAUUUCAUCUUCUUGUGCACUUAAGCUAUGGGAGUUUUUAUUUCACUAUCUUGUGCACGUUUUUUAUUUGGUAGAACCUCUUCUUUGAAGACUUGUUUCUUUACACUUUUGCACCUUGCCAGCCUUGAGUUUAGUUUUUCCAGACUUUCCUAAGCUACAUUUAGUUGCAUUGUAUAUAUACCAAUACUAUUUAUUAUACUACAACACCGUUAUAGAUUUCUCGUGAUAUCUUAUCUUCUCUGAAUGCUUUUUGGUUUUGCUUUAGAUUCUUUUGGAAUUGUUUAUUGCUUUUCUCUGAAUGAUUUUAUGUUGCAGUGUAAAUGCAGCGCUUACCAUAAACUGCUGUUGAGGUCUGUGAGUGUAAUAUAGUGUUAAAACUUUGAGUUGCAAACAUCAUCAGGUAGCCCUGGAUUUGAGUCAUUAAUGCUCCACUUAAAUACUGUAUGAAUUAGUUAAGUCACUUAGAGAGAUCACUACCAUGGGUUGCCCCAAAAAAUUGACAGUUCUGCCUUGGAGGUCUUAAUCAAUAAAUUAAUAACAUACACAUAUAUAGCAAAGGUGUCACAUUGAAGAUAGGGUCCAUAAGCUUUACUGGUUACAGUAAUUAUUAAGUACUUUUGGGUAAUGUGUCUGUCACUUUCCAGUAGAAAAUACUCAUUGAAAAGAAUGUUAGUUAUGUAAAAAAUAAAGUGCAAAAUGUUAUAUAUGAAAGACAAGAAAACGUUGUUACUUAACAGAAGCAGACUUUGUUGUAGGUAUAAGCCACUUAGCCAGCCAGUUCUGAUUAGUUUGAUACCUGCUAGAUAAAAUGUUGAAUCUAAUUAUUCUAAAACUAUGUAUUGGGUAUUCAUAAAUUAUGAUUAUCUCAGUUUUACCAUGGCAAGUUAUUUAUGCUGUUUAGUGUACCUUGUUAAUUUUAAUAAAAUAGAUGAGUGAAAAAGACCAUUGCCAUAACUAAACCCCACUACAGAAUAGUUUGCAGCUUGUGUCUCCUGUGUAUUCCUGAAUUUCCUCUGGUUGUGAACCCUCAGCUUCUACUGGAAAGCUUUUGGUGUCCCUGAACUGUGCCUAGUCUGUGUUUGUUCAAGUACCUUUUUAUGCUUUUCACUAUGCGUACCCUUUGAAACAUUUGAUGUGCUCUGAUUUCACUCAUUUCUUCAAGUGUUAAACAUACAGUUGAGUAAUUGUACCUUAUUGCUGAAAAAAAGAAAUAGGUGCAUUCUUAAUGCUGUCAUUCUCAAGUUUCACAUAAUUUUUCUGUGCCUUUUCAUUGCUAGCAAAGCCUUCCCCAGAAAAUAAAGAGAUGUUAUAUAGCCUUUGAUAGGCUAUACCUCAACAAAAAAAAAUCCAUCUCUAUAACAAUAUUAAGAAAGCCCAGAGGAAA
Molecule: messenger RNA, 2309 nt
Organism: Protopterus annectens (West African lungfish)
Lineage: Eukaryota; Metazoa; Chordata; Ceratodontiformes; Protopteridae
Gene: CHMP4C
Product: charged multivesicular body protein 4C
Exons: 5
Coding region: 1-852 (283 amino acids)
Biological process (GO): vesicle budding from membrane; late endosome to vacuole transport via multivesicular body sorting pathway
Cellular component (GO): cytoplasmic side of plasma membrane; multivesicular body; ESCRT III complex
Source: RefSeq, a predicted model, not a curated record